Messenger RNA from Lachancea mirantina, 1005 nucleotides. The record is from the annotation of a GenBank genome assembly. NCBI's taxonomy places the organism in Eukaryota, Fungi, Ascomycota, Saccharomycetes, Saccharomycetales, Saccharomycetaceae.
AUGCUUUCCAGAGUCGCCAGACGUGCCUUCUCUACGUCUAGAAUCAACCCUUACAAAGUCACAGUGCUGGGUGCCGGUGGCGGUAUUGGACAGCCAUUGUCGCUGUUGUUGAAAUUGAACCACAAGGUCACAGACCUCAGACUGUACGACUUGAAGGGUGCGCACGGUGUCGCCGCUGACUUGUCGCAUAUCCCAACUAACUCUGUGGUCAAGGGUUUCACUCCAGAAGAAAAGGACGGUCUGAAACAGGCUUUGGACAAAACUGACGUUGUUUUGAUUCCAGCCGGUGUACCAAGAAAACCUGGCAUGACUAGAGACGAUCUUUUCUCCAUUAACGCCAGUAUUGUACGUGACUUGGCAGCUGCGGUUGCCGAAAGUGCUCCAGAGGCUGCUGUGCUUGUCAUCUCGAACCCUGUCAACUCUACCGUGCCAAUUGUUGCCGAAGUGUUGAAAUCCAAGGGCGUUUACAACCCAAAGAAGCUUUUCGGUGUCACCACGCUGGACGUCAUCAGAGCUUCCAGAUUCAUUUCUCAGGUUGAGAAUACUGACCCAACCACGGAGCACGUUACUGUCGUUGGUGGUCAUUCCGGUAUCACCAUUAUUCCAUUGCUUUCCCAAACCAAGCACAAGAUGUUGGACAAAGAGACUAGAGACGCUUUGAUUCACAGAAUUCAAUUUGGUGGUGAUGAAGUCGUCAAAGCCAAGAAUGGAGCUGGCUCUGCUACUUUGUCGAUGGCGCAAGCCGGUGCCAAAUUUGCCAACGCGGUCUUGGCCGGUUUGGAAGGCGAAAGAGACGUUAUUCAGCCAAGUUUUGUCGAUUCUCCACUUUACAAAAGCGAGGGUAUCGACUUCUUUGCAUCUAAAGUUCUAUUAGGACCUCAAGGUGUAGAAAAGAUUUUCCCAGUCGGCGAAAUCUCUUCGGAGGAGGAAGAAUUGCUAGCCAAAUGUAAGGAAACCUUGAAGAAGAACAUCGAAAAGGGUGAAAAAUUUGUUACUCAGGCCUGA